Prunus dulcis (almond) is the source of this 1012-nucleotide messenger RNA. Its product is annotated as probable folate-biopterin transporter 8, chloroplastic. The transcript is spliced from 2 exons. The annotation marks the transcript as partial. The record is from RefSeq and is a predicted model, not a curated record. Lineage: Eukaryota; Viridiplantae; Streptophyta; Magnoliopsida; Rosales; Rosaceae.
UCAAAAUUACUAAAAGUCUAAAACCCUUCACUACAGUCAUACACUUCUCUAGAUCUCUCCAUUAACAAGCAAGCAUAUUCUUUCUUCUUCUUUGAGCGAUUCAGCUGCCAGCUUAUAUUAUUUAUUAAAUAACAAAGUCUCUUGUCUUUUCCACACUACUACUUUUCCUCAUUGUUACUUUCAGCCAAUACUGCAUAUAGAAAAGAAGCAUGUAGAGAAGUUUAUAGAGGCACCUCAUUUCCACUUCUUUCUUGGUUUUGCAUUUUUCUUUUUAGAAGUACCAAAUUAGUAAUAUACCAUGAUUUAUUCAUCAGUUUCUUCUGAAAAUCCAUGGACAACAAUAAGCCCAAAAGUCCUCAGACCUUCAACAAAGCAACGUCCGUUUCACUUAAAUCCUAUCCUUAGUUUUCACCGCCAAAACCCAGACACCAUUAACAGCUCUGUGAACCCAACAGAACCCAAAACCCAGCUCAGAAGCCCCAUCUUGAUAAACCCAACUCAAGUUAUUUACAGAAAAACCAAGAGGAGCAGGAUUCAUGAGGAAAGAAGAGGUUUUCCCCAACUGGGUAGCCAGCAAAUGUUGUUUCUGUGUGGAUUUGGGUACUGGAUGCAAGGUUUUAGGUGCUUUCCAUGGCUGGCGUUGAACUUCCACAUGGCUCACAAUCUUAACAUGCAUCCCUCAACAUUGCAGCUCGUACAGCAUUCUGGUAACCUUCCCAUGGUGGCCAAACCCUUUUAUGGAAUCCUUUCUGAUGCUCUUUACAUUUCUGGUGCGCAUAGAUUACCUUAUAUUUCCAUUGGAGUUCUUUUACAGGUCCUAUCUUGGGGGCCAAUGGCAGUUAUCCCUGUUGCAGGUAAAGCCCUUCCUACCCUUAUGGCAUGUGUUCUUCUUAGUAAUCUUGGAGCAUCCAUUACAGAAGUAGCACAGGAUGCUCUUGUUGCAGAGUACGGGCAAGAAAAAAAUAUGAAAGGCCUCCAAUCUUAUGCAUUCAUGGCAUCAGCUGCUGGUGGA